AUGUCACAGCCGUUGAGUUACGAGGAAGUCAUAGAUCAUAUCCUUCACAACAAGGAAGUCCCAGGCGUUGAAGACGUCCCGGAUGUAGUGCUAGAAGAGCCAAUUGAUCAACAGAGUAGCGCACCAAGGUUAAAACCAUGGCAAGUCAGUGGUCACAAUACUGAAUCACAAGGUUCAGGGGCUGAUGUCAAGACUGACAUGGAAAAGGAACUGAAGAAAGCGCAAGAGCAAGGGCUAAACAUGGACAUAGAAUGA
Messenger RNA from Nakaseomyces glabratus, 255 nucleotides. RefSeq lists its product as uncharacterized. The record is from RefSeq and is a predicted model, not a curated record. Lineage: Eukaryota; Fungi; Ascomycota; Saccharomycetes; Saccharomycetales; Saccharomycetaceae.